Molecule: messenger RNA, 1459 nt
Organism: Capsicum annuum
Lineage: Eukaryota; Viridiplantae; Streptophyta; Magnoliopsida; Solanales; Solanaceae
Product: probable pectinesterase 8
Exons: 5
Coding region: 105-1277 (390 amino acids)
Biological process (GO): cell wall modification
Molecular function (GO): pectinesterase activity
Source: RefSeq, a predicted model, not a curated record
UAAAGCCAUAAUCCACUACUCCAAUAUUUCAAUGUUAUCCUUCUCUUAUUUAUAUGUAUUAUUGUCACCUUCUUUGUUUAUUGUUCUAGCCAGAAAAAAAAAAAAUGAAUCCCAAGGCCAUAUAUUUUCCAAGUUUCAUAGCAAUCAUUGCUGUUUUGGCAUCAACUCAUAUCUUGAAUCCUCCCCAAACGUACUUCAACUGCAUUCUUGAUCGCUUCUCUACAGCUUUAUCGUUCAGUAUUGUUACUCGUCAUCACCAUCAUGGUCAUCAUCGUCAUGACACUGACGAAGAUAAGGCAAAACAAUCACCCUGUGACAAAUUUUCACCCAAUUUCCCCACUAUAGACCCUAAUACUACGUCAAUUCUAUGUGUUGAUCGUAAUGGAUGUUGCAAUUUCACCACAGUGCAAGCUGCAGUUGAUUAUGUUGGGAAUUUUAGUACCAAAAGAAGCUUAAUAUGGUUAAACAAUGGCAUUUAUUUUGAAAAAGUAAUUAUUCCAAAAACAAAACCUAACAUCACAUUUCAAGGGCAAGGGUAUACGACCACAGCUAUCGUAUGGAAUGACACAGCCAAUUCUGCAAAUGGCACAUUUUACAGUGGCUCUGUCCAAGUUUUCUCCAACAACUUCAUUGCCAAGAAUAUAAGUUUCAUGAAUGUAGCUCCAAUGCCGAUGCCAGGGGCGGUAGGAGCACAAGCAGUGGCGAUUAGGAUAGCCGGAGAUGAGGCUGCCUUCUGGGGUUGUGGAUUUUUCGGAGCUCAGGAUACUCUACACGAUGAUAGGGGUCGUCAUUACUUCAAGGAUUGUUACAUUCAAGGUUCCAUCGACUUUAUUUUUGGCAAUGGAAAAGCACUUUACGAGAACUGCCAAUUGAUAUCAAUAGCAAGCCCAGUAGCCGCAGGAGUGAAAUCGAUAAAUGGUGCAGUAACAGCACAUGGAAGAGCUACCAAAGACGAAAAUAGUGGCUUUGUAUUCGUGAAUUGCACUUUGGGAGGCACUGGUCGGAUUUGGUUGGGGCGUGCAUGGAGGCCCUACUCUACCGUCGUCUUUGCUAACACUUUCAUGACAGAUAUCGUGGCUCCCGAAGGCUGGAACGACUUCAACGAUCCUUCAAGAGACCAGACAAUCUUCUAUGGGGAGUACAAUUGCACUGGAGCAGGAUCCAAUAUGGCACUGAGGGCACCAUAUGUGCAAAGACUAAAUGACACACAAGCUCUCCCCUUCCUCAACUCCUCUUUUAUUGAUGCUGAUUUGUGGCUCCAAUCUUUCUCCUCUUAGCAACUCUUCCUUCUCCUUCUUCGUACCUUUUCUUUCUAAUUAUAACUACAUGUAUGUGCACACGAUCACAUAAUAUUUUAGUAUUGAACAAGAUUGUUGUAAUAUUAUUUCGGAUUUGUCUUAAAUAGAAAUCCACUGACACUAUUAUAAAUGAACUUCUACUUAAUUAUCAGUGUUUUAAU